AUGUCAAUGGCUAAAUUUGAUAAAUUGAAAAAUAUAACUGGGAAAAUAGUCUGUGAUAAAAGCGAAUUAAAUUUAGGAAUUACUUUGAAAGGAGGUCAAAGUUUUAGAUGGAAAGAAAUAGAAAAUGGUGAAAAGUAUCGAGGAAUUUUCGCUGGUGAAUUAUGGACACUUCAUCAAGAUGAUCAUUAUAUUUAUUACAAAACACAUGGAUCCAAGUUAAAAAACUCGAUAGAUUGUGAGAAGGAAUUAUUUAAAUACUUUAAUCUUCAUAUCUCUUUGAAAGAUAAUUUAGAGAUUUGGUCUAAAAAUGAUGAAAAUUUUAAAAAUUUUACUAAUAUUGUUGAGGGUGUUCGUAUAUUAAACCAAGAUAUGGUAGAAAAUAUUUUUUCAUUCAUUUGUAGUGCUAAUAAUAACAUAAUUAGAAUUACUGGAAUGAUAGACAAAAUGUGUGGUCAUUUUGGCAAUAAAAUAUGUAAAUUAAACAAAGAAUUUUACUACGAUUUUCCAACAAUUGAAUCCCUUGCACAAGAUAAUGUUCAGUCUGUAUUGUCAAAAGAAGGAUUUGGUUACCGUGCUCCUUACAUUCAUAAAACAGCCAAGAGAUUAGUUGAACUUGGUGGUCGCAAGUGGUUAGAAAAUCUUCACAAAGAUCAAGGAGCAGAGUAUGAAAGUGUAAGACAAACAAUUCAAGUUUUGCAAGGAGUAGGUCCAAAAGUUGCUGAUUGUAUUUGCUUGAUGUCAUUAGGACAUUUGGAAUCUAUUCCAGUGGACACACAUAUUUAUCAAGUUGCUCGAGAAUUUUAUUUACCUGAUUUAAAAGAAGUUUCAUCGGUAACUCCGACGAUGUAUCAAGAAAUCAGUCGCCAUUUACGCUCCAAGUGGGGACCACUGGCUGGAUGGGCGCAAGCUGUUGUAUUUUGUACUAGAAUUAAGAGUAAUCCAAUUAAA
Molecule: messenger RNA, 948 nt
Organism: Cotesia congregata
Lineage: Eukaryota; Metazoa; Arthropoda; Insecta; Hymenoptera; Braconidae
Source: the annotation of a GenBank genome assembly